This is a messenger RNA of Cylindrotheca closterium, 1020 nucleotides long. The record is from the annotation of a GenBank genome assembly. Lineage: Eukaryota; Bacillariophyta; Bacillariophyceae; Bacillariales; Bacillariaceae.
AUGGCAGAGGUGUUGGAGGACCCCCAGCCAAGAAACAAUGAUGACAAUGCUGGUGUAGACGAAUUGGACGAGGCACCAGUCAAUCAUGUGGUCACACCAGAGAGGAUCCAGUAUCUUGGAUUGAAACUGGUGGGCUACAAACGCAAACGUUUACAGAAGUCAACGGCACGGGUGAACUUUGAGCGUUUCAAGGGAUUUUUUGGUUUAUCUCCUGUAACUGCUGCCGAGAUUUACCACGACAUGCAAACAACGGAUAUUGAAGAAGCCAAAGUAGAGGGCAGUCGAAUUGAUUUGAGGAAUCUCUUGAUUGCACUUCAUUACUUGUUGAAGUAUCCAACAGAAAGGGACAUGGAAGCUCGAUUUGGCUUCAGCAUGUACUGGUCAAGAAAUUUGGCUUGGGAGUCGAUCGAGAGACUUCGAGCCUUGAAACACGAGAAGAUCAAGUGGGAGGAGGACUUGUGCACAGAUGAUAUCUGGGUCCUGACGGUAGACGGCAUUCACUGCUGGAUACAGGAGCCAAAACAUCCUGUCUGGAGUCAAAACAGGCGCUACUACAGCCACAAAUAUCACAAAGCUGGGUUGAUGUAUGAGCUUGGGAUAUGCCUGAGCACAGGUCGUUUGUUGUGGAUGCGAGGACCCUACCCUGCAGGGACGUCUGACAUUACGGUAGCCCGAACAGGAGGACUUGUCGAGGAACUCCGUCGUCGUGGACAAAAAGCAAUUGGAGAUCGAGGUUACAAUGGGGAACAAAAACAAAUUAGCACACCGAAUGCUCAUGACAACAAGGGGGUGUCGCUAUUCAAAAGACGAGCUCUCAUGCGUCAAGAGAAUUUCAAUGGAAUGAUCAAGCGAUUCAAUGUGACGAGUCAUUGCUUUCGUCACAGUGAAGAACGCUUUGAGCUUGCGUUUGAAGCUGUUUGCGUUAUUUGUCAAUACAAAGUGGAGAACGAAACCCCACUCUACGACGUCUUGAUUCAACAAGUGAAAGACCAAUUUGAAACGAAUUCUGUCACUAGCUAA